ACACACCUUCUGUCACUCCAGCUGGACGGGAGACCGAGUCGGACACUGACUUUGACAACUUUGUCAACUAAAUGGUAAACCUGCUUAUUUGCAGUAGGAGUCCCAUCUGAGGAACAGAAGAUCGUCUCAAUGUCCGUCUCAGCCGUCUCAUUGUCCCGUCUGCUCCGAUGCAGCCUGUCCUCGGUGGGCUGGAGCGCCAGGUGUGCGUGUAUGCGUGACCCGACCAUGCCUGGCGUCCGGUGGAACAGCACUCGUCUGGACGCGGACGGAAGCGGACGUCCAGCCACGUGGGAUUCCUUUGGGAUCUGGGAUAACCGGAUAGAGGAGCCCAUCCUGCUGCCUCCCAGCAUCCGCUAUGGAACCCCCAUCCCUCAAAUCAGCCUGUCCAAGGUGGGCUGCGCCUCCCACAUCGGCCGCCGGCGCGACAACGAGGACCGUUUCCAAGUGAACAAACUCAUGCAUAACGUACUGUACUUUGCCCUGUUCGACGGGCACGGAGGACCACAGGCCGCCGACUUCUGUCACAAACACAUGGAGCAGCACAUCAGGGAUUGUUUGGAGGUGGAAACAGAUUUACAAGCAGUUUUGUCUAAAGCGUUCCUGCAAGUAGACGCAGCUUUGGCUGCGGAGCUGCAGAUGUACGGCAACGCCUCCCUCAUGAUGGUGGGCACGACGGCGACGGUGGCGCUGUUGAGAGACGGGAUCGAGCUGGUCGUCGCCAGCGUCGGAGACAGUCGAGCUCUGCUGUGCAGGAAGGGAAAAGCACGCAAACUCACCGACGACCACACGCCAGAGAGGAAAGAUGAGAAACACAGAAUUCGUCAGAGUGGUGGGCUUGUGACCUGGAAUAGCGUUGGUCAGGCUAAUGUUAACGGCCGGUUAGCAAUGACCCGCAGCAUCGGAGACUUCGACUUGAAGAAGAGCGGCGUGAUCGCAGAACCAGAGACCACUCUAACUCUAUUGCAGCACGCUCACGACUCUUUCCUGGUUCUCACCACCGACGGCAUCAACUUCAGCAUGACCAACCAGGAGAUCUGUGACAUCAUCAACCAGUGCCACGACCCCACCGAGGCGGCAAACGUCAUCGCUGAGCAGGCUCUGCAGUACGGCUCGGAGGACAACAGCACAGUCAUUGUCGUCCCGUUUGGAGCCUGGGGAAAACAUCAGAAUGCAGAAUACACGUACGACAUGAGCCGAAACUUCGCCUCCAUCGGCCGCUGGUCCUAACGGCGGUCAAAAGAUCAUGUCAGCAUGAGAAGAAACGCUCCCAAUCAACAAGCACACCACUCGUCUGUGUUCUCCGAGUAAACAAACCAGUCUGAAGAUCAUGAAAACAACUGCUCUUCUGCAACUUCGCAUCCAAAAAGAGAGUAAACGUGGUGGAUUAUUUGGUUUAUUGUUAGGGAACACUCAUUGCAUUAAAUAAUUUAGUCAUUCGUUCAUGAAACAUCAGAAGGAUGAAUUCUGUGUAAAUCAUGUCAACACUGAAUGAAGCCCAUCAAACAAAAGUGAUAACAGGUCACUGAUUAGAUUCAUUAAAAUCUAGCAAAGGGGUCGUUGUAUUUUUAUUUAAGGGUCUUUAUAACUGCUUAUUUAUUGGCUGAAACUGUAUGUAAUUAUAUCUCAGUGUUGAAUACACCAACCCAUACCUGUGCACACCCAUUCAAUAAAUAGUUAAUAUAAUAAUAAUAAUUAUUAUUAUAUUAAAUAGUAAAUGAUAGAAUUUUUCUUAUAUCUUUAGUUUGUUGUGUUUCGUAUUUUGAACAAUUGACUGGUUUUAUCUGACCAAGGGUACAUUUACAUGACAAUAUUACGUAAAAUGGAAAAGCUUUUCAUUUGCGUUUUUGAAAAAUUUCAUUUUGACAACGUUGUCAAAAUGAUCCACGAAAACGACCACUGACUGUAUUAUUCAUUCUGAAUGCUGUAUUAUUCAUGCCAGGCCAGUAGUUGGCGAUGCAAGUAGUUUAUUUGCACUUUAA
This is a messenger RNA of Sinocyclocheilus rhinocerous, 1979 nucleotides long. RefSeq names its product protein phosphatase 1K, mitochondrial-like. NCBI's taxonomy places the organism in Eukaryota, Metazoa, Chordata, Actinopteri, Cypriniformes, Cyprinidae. The transcript is spliced from 7 exons. Gene Ontology annotation, molecular function: cation binding; protein serine/threonine phosphatase activity. Bases 130 to 1227 code for a protein of 365 amino acids. Gene Ontology annotation, biological process: protein dephosphorylation. The record is from RefSeq and is a predicted model, not a curated record.